AUGUACGCACGGCCAUACGGACCGAGACGGGACUGCAUCUGCCGAUUGAUGCUCGACCCUUCCAACAAAAUUCCUAGAGUCAUGCACGUCCGGUUGCGCGGUCUGGCGAUUCAAACAUGGUGUUACCCUGGCUUUUUCACUAAAAGCGCCAGACAAGGCGACAACUUAGAUCCAUUGGCUCGGCUUCUCAUCACGAGACAGAUGGCACUGUCCGGGUCAUCGCCGCUCAACACGGGAUGUGCAGGUCCCUACUUCGAGUACCGUUCAUUUUGUGAAGAAACUGUUGGGUUGGGUGAAAUUCUCCCAUGUUCCGAGAUGCCCCCGAAGAGUACACAAGACAACAUGGUGCCCGAGGCAAAAGGAAUCAAGUACGACGAAUGCGAGAUGGCGCUCUUCCGUGCCAAGCUAUCGUACCAUGCCACGAUUGAUGAACGGAUGGCCUCACAGAACUCAAACCUGACUUCGAUCGCGGAAGCCCAGGCUCGAAUCCUCAAGGGAUGGGAAAUACAGAUGCAGGGCACAAAGGAUUUGGCUGGGAAGAAUGGGGGUCGCUCUGAAAGUGAUAAGAGAGCAAUGGCACAGUAUGCAUGGAGGUAUACGGCUCUGGAGAAUGCUGCAACCAAGACCACUGGAAAGGGAUAG
Messenger RNA from Penicillium crustosum, 642 nucleotides. RefSeq lists its product as uncharacterized. NCBI's taxonomy places the organism in Eukaryota, Fungi, Ascomycota, Eurotiomycetes, Eurotiales, Aspergillaceae. The record is from RefSeq and is a predicted model, not a curated record. Bases 1 to 642 code for a protein of 213 amino acids. The transcript has 3 exons.